Molecule: messenger RNA, 5298 nt
Organism: Thalassophryne amazonica
Lineage: Eukaryota; Metazoa; Chordata; Actinopteri; Batrachoidiformes; Batrachoididae
Product: myosin-16
Exons: 23
Coding region: 156-3584 (1142 amino acids)
Cellular component (GO): myosin complex
Source: RefSeq, a predicted model, not a curated record
AAUUCCACCCGGAACAACUGGAACAAAGGAAGAGAGACAGGACUGAGAACGUGUCCCUUGCAGGAGCUCCUGAAAUUGAAGCUGAGGUGGUUCAGCUUGAUUGUUUGCCAGCAGAAAGGCAAGAAGGUGUGUCGACUGGAGGAAGCAUUGCCAAGAUGAUUUCUGCGAGGUGCGGUAAGCAUGGCCACUCCCUCACUGAUGAUUUUGAGGAAGCCAAUGGGAACCGAGCUGAUCCUGGACCUGAACAAGAACCUGAGGACCUGGACUGGGAUAGUUAUAGCACCACGCUGGAGGAGAGAUUAGCAUCUGAGCAGGAGAGCACCCUGGCGUCGGAGCAGCGCUGUGCCCAGCUGGAGCAGGCCCGGCGCGAGCUGGAGCGGCAGCUCUCGGGCCUGUCGGAGCGCCUGGAGGAGGAGGAGGCCUGCUCGGCUCAUAUGGUGCUCCAGAGGGACAGGCUGGAGGCGGAAUGCAGCAGCCUCAGACGCGACGUGGACGAACUGGAGAACGCGUUGUCUGCAGCUGAACAGGACAAACAGUUGUCAGACAGUGAGCUGAGGAGGCUUUCAGAGGAGGUUUUACAGAAGGACCAAACCCUGCAGAAGCUCCAGAAAGAGAAGGACCAUCUGGUGGAGCUCAGCCAGCAGGCCAUUGAGGAUUUGCAGCGUGAAGAUGAGAAAGUCAACCUGCUGACCAAAGAGAAAGUGAAGUUACAGAUGCAUGCUGAAGAUCUUGAGUGUCAGCUUGAGCAGGAACGCCAUCAGCGGAGUGAGCUGGAGAAGAGCAGAAGGAAGCUGGAGGGUGACGGCAGAUCCACACAGGAGGGUCUGGGGUCGAUGGACAAGAUGAGGAGCGGUCUGGAAGACCUGAUUAAAAGGAAGGACAUGGAGAUCAGCAAUACCACCUCCAAGUUAGAAGCAGAAGAGGCCAUCAGCACUGGACUGCAAAGGAAGAACAAAGAGCUGCAGGCCCGGAUUGAAGAGCUGGAGGAGGAACUGGAAGCAGAGCGGGCUAUGAGAGUCAAGGUCGAGAAGCAGAGAGCAGAUUUGACCAGAGAGCUGGAUGACCUCACUGACCGGCUGGAGGAGGCUGGAGGAGUCACCGCCUCACAGAUGGAGGUAAACAAGAAGCGUGAGAGUGAGCUGCAGCGUUUGAGACGGGACCUGGAGGAGUCCUCAGUCCAGUCAGAAGCGCUGGCAAUGUCGCUGAGAAAACGUCACAGCGAUGCUGUGGCAGAGCUGAGCGAGCAGUGCAAUGCUCUGCAGCGGACCAGAACCAAACUGGAGAAGGACAAGCAGAACCUGCGGAUGGAGGUGGACGAGCUGGCGGCGUCGCUGGAGAGUCUGCAGAAAGCAAAGACGUCUGCAGACUGCCAGAUGAACAAGCUGGAGGAGCAGCUCUCCGAGGCCAACAGGAGAGGAGAUGACCUGCAGAGGGCGCUCACUGAGCUCAGCGUGGCCAAGAACAGACUCACAGCUGAUAACGCAGACUUGAGUCGACAGAUGGAGGAGGCAGAGAGUAGAACCAGUCAGCUAAGUCGCACUAAGACUGCGCUCCAGUCACAGGUAGAAGACCUGAAGAAACAGCUCGAUGAGGAGAUCAAGUGUAAGCAGGUGGUCAGCGGCAGUCUGAGCUCAGUGCGGCAGGAGUGCGAGGUAUUGAAGGAGCAGCUGGAGGAGGAGCAGGAGAGCAAGCAGGAGCUCCAGCGCCUUAUCUCCAAACUGAACAGUGAGGUGACGCACUGGAGGAGCAAACACGAGGCCGACACCAUCCAGCACACCGACGAGAUGGAGGACACAAAGAAGAAACUUGCGUCUCGCCUCCAGGAGGCGGAGGAAGCCGUUGAAGCCACCCAGGCUAAAUGUUCUUCACUGGAGAAAACCAAGCAGAGGCUGCAGGGAGAAGUGGAGGAGCUGUGCAUGGACCUGGAGAAGGCCAGCAGCUGUGGCCAGGUUCUGGAUAAGAAGCAGAGAGUUCUGGAGAAGCAGCUGAUGGACUGGAAGCAGAAGUGUGAGGAGCUGGUGGCCGAGGUGGAGAGCUGCCAGAAGGAGAGCAAGCAACACGCUACUGAGCUCUUUAAACUGAAGACCGUCCACGAAGAGUCAGUGGAGCAGCUGGAGGCCCUGCGCAGGGAGAACAAGGCCUACCAGGAUGAGAUCGCUGACCUCACGGAUCAGCUCUCAGAUGGCGGUAAGAGUGUCCACGAACUCCAGAAAGCAAAGAAGAAGAUUGAGAUGGACAAAGAAGAGUUGCAGGCCUCGCUGGAGGAGUCUGAAGCAGCCUUGGAGGCGGAGGAGACCAAAGUGCUCAGGCUGCAGCUGGAACUGUCUCAGGCCAAAGGAGACCUGGAGCGCAAACUUCAGGAGAAGGAGGACGAGAGCGAAGCUGCCAGAAAGAGCCACCAGAGGGCGCUGGAGUCCCUGCAGGCCAGUCUGGAUGUGGAGGUGAAAGGCAGGACCGAGGGUCUGAAGCUGAGAAAGAAGCUGGAGGCCGACAUCACUGAGCUGGAGCUUCAGGUUGACCUGCUGACCAAGAACAACACAGAGCUCAGCAAGAACUGCAAGAAGAUGCAGCAGCAGAUGAAGGAGCUGCAGGUUCAGCUGGAGGAGGAGGUGCGAGGCCACGAAGUACGCAGGGAGGAGCUCGCCGCUCUGGAGCGACGCUGCACUCUACUGGUCAGCGAGGGAGAGGAGACACGCACCGCCCUGGAGAACGCCGAGAGGGCUCGCAAAUCCCUGGAGGUGGAGCUACAGGAGGCCAACGAGAAAUCCGGUGACCUCAACAACCAGGUCCAGUCGGCUGCGAGCGGGAGGAGGAAACUGGAGGUGGACCUCCAAACUUUGCAACAGGAACACGAGGAGCUCCAGGGCGAACUGAGAGGAUCAGCCGACAAACUGAAGAAAGCGAGCUGUGAGCUGGCUCGUGUUGGCGAGGAGCUGCGUCUGGAGCAGGAGCACACGCUGCACCUGGAGCGGGCCAAGAAAGGUCUGGAAGGUCAACUCAAAGAGAUGAGCUCCAGGCUGGCUGAGGCCGAGCAGACGGCUCUGAAAGGAGGCAAGAAGAUCAUCCAGAAGCUGGAGGGGAAGGUGAAGGAACUGGAACUGGAGCUGGACUCAGAACAGAAACGGCACGCAGAGACGGUGAAGACGCUGCGGAAGAACGAGCGGCGGCUGAAGGAGCUGCUGUUCCAGUCGGAGGAGGACCAGAAGAACCAGCAGCGGAUGCAGGAGCUGGUGGAGAGGCUGCAGAACAAGAUGAAGGCCUACAAGAGACAAGUGGAGGAGGCUGAAGAGCAGGCAAACAUGAACCUAGCAAAGUACAGGAAGACCAUCCACGAGCUGGACGACGCUGAGGAGCGAGCUGACAUCGCCGAGUCCGCUCUCACCAAGAUCAGGACCAAAAACCGAGGCAGCUUCGGGAAAGGAUACUCAUCUGGUUACAGCACCCCAUACCCGGGCCUGGUCCGCUCGCCCAGCUCUGUGGGCUCAGAGGGCAGAGGGGAGAAGAUCCUCAAUGACGACAAUGAGUCCGUCAGCUCCCUCAUCCCGGCGUACCUCAACUCCCUCAAGAAGCUCAUGAUCGAGUAACCGGAAAGCUCGCCACGAGUCUCCAAUGUUUCAGGUGCUACGUCGCUGUGAGGUCUUAUCUAGAGAUGAUAUGAAGUUUGAAGAAAAAAAAAAAGAUCAGCGACUGAUACUGUCAUUUCAAACACGAGCCCCACGGACGCUGUACAUUUCCACCAAGUUUACGAAAAAUCUACACAAAUCUGUGCCAUAGCGUUUGGAUCAGACUCCAGCGUGAACGCAGAUCUGCGUCUCGUUACCAUUUCACAUCAUCAACAACAACCCGCGUCUGGAAAUUUGUAUAUUUAAGUUGACUGGAUUGUCAACUUCGAUAAACGGACUGACAUUAAACCAACGAAACAAGACACAGAUGUGCAAACAGUCUGCGAGAUUGAUGAUUUCAUCUAUAAAAUGUCAAAAGAAGUGUGACGAAAAAAAAACCCCAUAAAGGUUUAGAGAAAAAUGAUCAGCACUCCAAAAUAGAGAGAAAUCCAUUAUCCUGCUUCAGCCAGUUUACUAUAGCGCCCCCUGGUGACACUGGCGAGAGAUCACACCAUUUCUCUUCAGUGCCUUCAAUUACACUGUAAACAACACGACUUUAAAGCAGGAAAGUCAGUUUUCAUUAUUACAGCCUUUUUAAUAAUUAGUAAAUAAUUAUGCUAAAAUCAUAUCAGUGUCCUUUUCAGAUCUAUGUAAUCAGCUUUUGAACGUUUUAUUUGAGCGUGAUGAUUUUCAAGUUUUUAAUUAUCUGCUAAAAAAAAAAAAUCAUAAAUAGGAUUUUUAAAAAUCUGCAUUGCAAAAAAUUAAUAUUGUGUAUGAUUUUAGCAGGUAAUCCUGCAGUAAAACUACUUGAAAAUCAUCACCGGGUAGUUGGGGAGGUGUUAUACAGGAAAGGGGCGGAGUUUACUGAUAACUACAUUCGAUAGUUUUAUGACCUUUUAAAAGUCUGCCUCUGUAGAACUGAAAGGGAAAUUAUAAUUUUACAGUGUAAUUAUUUUUAAAAAAGGAAUGUCAAAGUUCAACUAAAUAUUAACACUAUGUGGCUGUGGAAUAAUUAGGAGGUGCUGUAGUUUACUGUUUAAAACCACUUUAAAGUCAACUGGUAAGAAUUAAAAAAUCAUUUUCAAAGGGCUUUGAGGAACUUUACACUAAUUUUGUCAGAAAUAAAACAGGAAAAAAGAUUUGAGAAGCUGGAAGAAGUUAGAAUCCACCUUUUUAAUUGAUAAAUGACUUCAGCGAUAAAAGAAUUCACAAAAUCAAUCAGUGAUCUGGUCAGUCAGCUCAUUCUGUCAGCUCUGAUUUAUUGUGCAGAUUACAUACGUCGAUAAAAGGAAUCAUUUUUAAUCCACAACUGAUGAGACUGAGUCACAUGACGGGAACAGAAAAUAUCUUAACAAAAAGUAAAUAUUCUGAAAAUGUAUUAAUACAAUUUUCAAAAGAUGUUCUGAAAUGAUUUUUUUUUUCUUUUUGCAGACUGAAGGUGCACAGAGAUUUUUAAAAAAAAUCCACAUUAUUGUCUUUGUGCAGUUAAAACAGUUUGAUUCUGGAAAACUGUGUCCAAUAUUAAAUUCACAGUUAUUUUGGUCAUAAAGAUUAAAUGAAAAUUCUCCAUUUUCUACUUUUAACUUUUAACUGAAUCUUUAUUUUCACUGCCUGAAAUUGUAACGUGACCAAAACAUUUGAUAUUUGAAUGUGAAAGUAUUUGUUUUUGCCGGGAAAUAAAGACCUUUUUCAUUUA